AUGAACGCUGCACGACAAAGGGUGUGCCAGGCUGCUCGCCAGGUGCCGCGCACGGCGCGCACGUAUGCCUCCGACGCACACCACAAACCCGCUGCGCCGGUCAACGAAUCCUUUGGAAAAGGAUCCAUUGCCGCCGUUGGCACCUUUUUUGCCGCCGUUGCCGUCUUCUCUAUGAAGCCCGCCGAGGGCGAGCAAUCCGUCGUCAGCAGCAUGAUCAACAAGUACCGGUCUCGCGCCGAGGACUGGGCAGAGAUCAAUGCUCUUCACACAAAGGCCGCCGAGCAGGCCGGUUACGAUCGCAAUCUAUUCGAAAACGCCUCCAACAAGCACAGAUACGUCAACGUUUCGUACCCCGAGGCAUUUCAAUCUCACGCCCCUCGAAACAUACAAGCCGGACAGCUUGUCAACCUGGAUCAUGUUGUGGAGCAUUACAAGAAUGAGCACCUAAAGGAUGAGGAGCGAAAAGCCAAGAAGCUAGCCGAGCAAAACUGA
Molecule: messenger RNA, 492 nt
Organism: Beauveria bassiana ARSEF 2860
Lineage: Eukaryota; Fungi; Ascomycota; Sordariomycetes; Hypocreales; Cordycipitaceae
Product: NADH-ubiquinone oxidoreductase 17.8 kDa subunit
Exons: 3
Coding region: 1-492 (163 amino acids)
Cellular component (GO): mitochondrion
Source: RefSeq, a predicted model, not a curated record